ACCACCCAAACUCACAAGCCAAUCAUCAUUUGACACGUGGUGGAUAAGGACAAAGAGCUAAACUUUCUAGUGCAAUUCAUCUUCUUCCUUAUUAGUCCACCUUCCUACUUCAUCACUUCACACACACUCUUUUUCCUUUCACGGAUCCCUAAACUUUCACUAAUAUUCAUCCAUUUUUCACUUCUUGGGGUACCUUUUUUUUUCACAAAUUUAGCAGUUUUAUGUGAAUUUGAACCGGGUCGAGCUCAAUUUCGGGUCAUAAAUUCGGGUUUCCAAAAGGGUCUUGCUUAGAUCUGAAAAGUUUCAGACUUUUUCACUUCUUGGGGUUCAUUUUUCAGUUCUUGAAUUGCAUUUUUUGAUUAAUGUAGCAUUUUUAUGUGAAAAAUAUGAAGUGGGUCGAGCUCAAGUUCGGGUCAUAAAUUCGGGUUUUGCUUGGAUCCCAAAGUUUCAGUGUUUUUUCAGUUCUUGAAUUGAAAUUUUAUUAUGUAAAUUCGAUUUUUAUGUGAAAAUAUGAACCGGGUCGAGUUCAAUUUCGGGUCAUGAAUUCGGGUUCUAUGAUGGGUCAUAAACGGGUCGAACAAAUGGGGGAAAGGGUACCUAAAAGGAUGUUUCUUGGAUGUCAAAUGCCAAUAGUAUUACUGGUGGGUGGAAAUCACACUUCUUCCAGGUUUUGUACUCGUUAAUCUUUUUGUAUUUCUUGUUUUUGUUGGCUUAAAUCUGUUGUUUUUAGCUUAACUUGCUAUUUAUAGAUCUUGAUAUAAUUGGAAAGAUUUGAAAUUUUUGAGGUAUAAAGUUGAAAAAAAUGGAUAUGAAGGUCUUGAAAUGGCAAAUAGUUCAUGGAUCAUUAGUGAAACGUUUGAUUGUUAAAGGGUUCUUGUUUGUAGCUGUUAUGAUUGUUGUGUCAUUUGUUCAAAUGGCACAUAUGAUUAAGAACUCUGAGCCUAUGGUGUUGAAUUUUGGUGUAUGCCCUUUGAACUUUGGGGAUAAUGAUCAGUAUGUGAGCAUCACCGGGUUGUUUAAACCGGUAUUUGGAUUGGGGUUUCCGAUGUUUGGGGCGUCGUUGAUGAGGCGUGACGAUGAAAAUUUGACCAAGAAUGUGUUUAAGGAGAUGAUGGGAAGGGGAUUCUUGGGAUUGAAUUGUAAUGCAUUGUGUGUUGGGAAGAAAUCGUCGAAUGCAGCUUUGGUGCUGCAAGAAUUGGGGCUGUUGAAUGUUGUUGGUGUUGAUGCACACCCGUAUUUCUCUCUUAUAUGGAGAAGAUUUGUGUAUGAGCUUGAUCAUGAGAAUAGUUCUUUUGACUUUGUGUUUUCGAGGGAUUUGGAUAAAGUUACUGUUCCAGCUCUUAUGGUGCUUGAGAUUGAGCGUGUCUUACGUCCAGGGGGCACCGGUGCGCUGCUUGUGGGUUCUAGUAGUUUCUACGCGGGAAACUUGAUAAAAGGCAACUUGAUAAGGUCUGCUACUCCAGUUGCGUCGUUCUUGAAGAGUUCAGAUGUUGUUCACGUAUGCGGAGUUGGCGCCUAUACCCUAGUGAUAUUCAAGAAACGAUCAGAGAUUGUUGAUUCUCUCGAGCAUUAUGUGCUGCCUGCUAAUUGUCCUUCCACCGCGAACAACAAGCCAUACUUGAAGUACCUUGAGCCACUCGUGGAAAAGAAGGUUGGACAGUUUGAGACGCAAAUCUCGUACUUGCCCAAGUUCAUGAACAUCUCAACAAGGAACAAACUGGUGUAUAUCAACGUUGGUGCUGGGGAAUUCGUAGAAACAACUCUUGCAAGAAUGUUCAAGCCUCAUUAUCCGAUCCCUCACCACUUGUUCAACGUUUUCGUCAUUGAUCACAACACCUCUGCCCUAUCUUUGUAUGUGAAGAAUCCUGGUAUUAACUUUGUAUACCAUCCAGGACUCGCUGUCGCCGGAGAGGAUCCUUUGGCAUAUGUUGACACUGACGAAUUUUUGAGCGCGCCGCUAGAUCAUGAAGGAUUCGACUUUAUUCACUGGUUUAGUGAAACAGUUGAAGAUGGAGAUUACGUCGUCCUCAUGAUGAAUGCUAGAGCAGCAGAGCUAAACAUUCUAGCGGAACUAUUCAAAACUGGAUCGAUAUGCCAUAUCGAUGAACUGUUCCUUCGUUGCUCGGCUGCCGACUGCAUCAGCCUUAUCAAAACUCUGAGGAGAAGUGGUGUCUUUGCUCAUCAAUGGUGGGGAGACUAAGAGUUUUGUCAAGUGUUUGGUGCAUAUUUAUGUUGUUGUCUUUUCUUAAACUUUUGCUUUAGUUUGUCAUGUUUGGGAAUAAAUAGAGGGGAGGUUGUUGUAGGUUGAAAGUUGAAACUUUUAUCUUCCUUUCUCCCCUCUGGAGCUGCACUUGUUAUGUCUUGUGUAUGUGAGUUGUGUGUUUGUAAGUUCCUCUUUAAAGUCUAUAUAUGGAGGAAAUAUGUGUUGUGUGUUCUAAAA
This is a messenger RNA of Capsicum annuum, 2440 nucleotides long. RefSeq lists its product as uncharacterized. The transcript has a single exon. Gene Ontology annotation, molecular function: S-adenosylmethionine-dependent methyltransferase activity. NCBI's taxonomy places the organism in Eukaryota, Viridiplantae, Streptophyta, Magnoliopsida, Solanales, Solanaceae. The record is from RefSeq and is a predicted model, not a curated record. The coding region runs from base 803 to 2200 and encodes 465 amino acids.